ACACUAAAAACAAAAGCCAAAACUAAAUGUCAGGGAUUGAUUAUGCUGUUGACAUAUCUAGGCUAGUUGAAAAUAAUGAUAUAAUAAUCUUUAUUUAUACAUUCAUAUAGAUAUGAAAACAACAACCUUUUAAAGCACUGAUGAAAACACUUUAGUGUAUAAAGACUGAGGAAAUAAAAGACAGUGUAAAUUAACUGAAAACUCAAGUAAAAUCGGAACGGUUCUCCAAUAAAAGUUAGGUGUAAGAGGGGACUUAAGAGAUCACUGACUUGGCCGACCUGAAAUAAUAAAUAACAAAUAAUAGUAAAACAAAUAUACAACUUUAAUUUUAAGGAGUACGUCGAUUGUGAGGAACAAGCCUUCUUCAGUUUAGGGGACACUCGUUGGUACCCAUUGAAUUUCAUUCAGAUAUCUUGAGGUGAGAGUUUAAGGGGCCCCUUUGGGCCAUGCCAGUUGUUUCCUCACCAAAAUUUAGCCUAAAUAUGGGGUGUUAUUUAGCCUCCUUACCAACAAGCUGUGUUGACAUGGUUGGUACCAAGGAAUACCUGAGGUUGUCUAGUUUCAUAAGAUACCAUAUAUCUUCAUGCCAAAAUGAGCUCGCCACAGCCUCUUAAAGACAGUAAUGUCAGCCUCCCAGGGUGGGGCAGCAAUUGUGUUGGGGGCACAUGGCCUCUAUUGGCAGUGCCACUGAUUGUGUCAAUGAUGUAGUUAUCCUGUGUAGGAGACAAAAUUAUUGUUGGCAAACUCUUAUCCAAUUCUGUUUCCUGAGCUGACCCCAUCUAGUGGUUGUGGAUGGCUGAGUAUAAAGUAGAGGGAGCCUGCCUCGAGGGUGUGGCCAGAGUGGGAAGGAAAGACUUUGACCUCACAUCCUCAGGGUCAAAUGCUGACACUGUCCUUACCUUGCCUUAGCUUAUCUUUAGAAUCCUUAUUUAGACUUAAAUUUAUGGACGUACAUUUUUUUUAAAAAAAUUUUUUUGUUUAUAAUAAAUACUGAGUCAUUUUUCUGGAAUUUUUUUCUGUGGACACUGAAUUUUUUGGAUGUGUCAUUAGUCAUAUUUUUGCUCCGCCACCAUAGUGGUAAUAUAGGUCCAAGAAUAACCACUACAUCCUAUGGCCUUAAUUUACUUCUCUAGAUCAUGUGUGGUGGCAGCACAUGCUAAAGUAUUAUUACUUAUAAUAAUUAAGAUGAAUUAAUAAUGUAUCUGAAUUCUUUGUGUAAAUAUUUUUUAGUUGUCAAUACAAGCUGACUUAAUAAAAUGUGUACUUAUGGUGAUGCUGUAGAUGCUGCAGACUAACUAUACAAUAUCCCUUUUCAUAAUGUCCAGUUGGAUGUCUGCACAUUUUUACUACUAAAUGAAAACACACACAAACACGCCCACACAAUGGCCGUCAUGCAUUACUCUCACAGCGCCGGGACAGUCAGAUUUGCGUAGGUGGCAGAAGGUGGGUCCAAAUCCCUCUUGGGCCCAGGGCUGAUUAAUGAUUAAAGGGGAUUAGGAGGAGGGUCAGGACUUGGCUACGAGUCUCGCUCUGAUGCUGCGGUGGAUCUCUCUAUAAUAUCUGUGUCACUACGACCACUUGCCUCUCUCAGGACUAAAUCUGAGGAUGUAAGGAAAGGGAAACAAACUGAAAAUGAGGGGAGAAUGAUGUCAGAUGCUGAAGGUGAAUGCUGACCAGGAUAAGGUAGACCUGCCUGCAUCUACAGUAUAACCAUAAUGCAGCGUCCACAAGAUAUCGAUCAUGACUGCCAGGCUAAGCUGCUUAUGAGAGGACCUUCAGAGAACUGUCCAACCAAUCCCCCUCCCCUUGGUCCCCCACACUCCCUGGAGGAUAACCUGUUCCUCUCCCCUCCUCUACCUGUAUCCCACCCUUAAUCCCCCCCUGGAUUUAAAAGAAAACACACAUAGGAGAUAUAAACCAUGGCAGUCUUGAAACUGAAGUUCACCAAGACCAAGAGGGACAAGCUGGCCCAGGUGCUCUGGAUCCUGAACUGGAUCUCAGUGGUGACAGGGGCCAUCCUGUUCAGCCUGGGGCUCUACCUCAAGGUGGAAAUCAACAAGCGAGGAGAGCUGAUGGCUGAGAGGGACAUCCAGUACGUGCCCAACAUGCUGAUCGCCGUGGGCCUCAUCGCAUGUGCCAUAAACUUCCUGGGUGGGAAGAUCUGCUACGACUGCGUGGACACCACCAAGUUCUUGCGCUGGAAGCUGAUCAUGCUGCCCUACAUCAUAUGCACGUUCUUCUUCACCUUCUGUGUGCUGGUGGGGGCUCUGAUGUGUUACAGCAUGCGUGGGGAGCUGGAGGAGUCUCUGAACCUGGGGCUGACAGACGCCGUCAAGUUCUACAAGGACACGGACACACCAGGACGGUGCUUCCUGAAGCGAACUGUGGACAUGCUGCAGAUAGAGUUCCAGUGCUGUGGGAACAAUGGGUAUAAAGACUGGUUUCAAAUCCAGUGGAUCAGCAACCGUUACCUGGAUAUGUCCCAGAAAGAGGUGGUGGACCGUUUAAAAAGUAACGUGGAGGGGAAGUACCUGAUGGACGGAGUCCCCUUCAGCUGCUGCAACAUCAACUCCCCCCGACCCUGCAUCCAGCAGCAGAUCACCAACAACUCUGCUCACUUCAACUACGAGCACCAGACAGAAAUGCUGAACCUGUGGAUGAAAGGGUGUCGCCAGGCGCUGCUGGAGUACUACACCCACAUCAUGCAGUCCAUUGGCCUCACAGUCCUCAUCACCUGGCUGUUUGAGCUCUCGGUGUUGACAGGGGUUCGUUACCUCCAGACUUCUCUGGAAAAUGUGCUGAGACAGGGUGACCUCAACUCUGACUCUGACGGCUGGCUGCUGGAGAACAGCUUCAUGGAAACUGCCCGCACCAACCUGAACAUCAUCAAGAGCCUUGGGAAGAACAACCAGAUAGACACAUCCAACAAUGGAGACCCCAACAUUAACGUUCCCUCCACUUCCAAAGCACACUAUGGGCCGGACAAUGUGCCGCCGAAGGAAACACCUGAGGCCAGUUGACCUUUCUCAGGCCUCAGUGAACAGCGUCCCUGAUGGCUGAAGUAAAAAGAGUUCUUCACAAUACACUUUUUACCGACAAGGGAGAACAAUUACAACUAAGAAAUACAUAUACAGAGGUGUUUGUGUGUGGAAACCUAAGUAUAUUUAGGGGAAAUAUCACGCAAUACAAAAUCAAUUUUCUAGAAUGACAGGGUGGAUCUUUUCCAAAAAUGCAGAUAAUGCCUUGUUGUUUUUACAACCAUUACUGAGUCAAAAUCUUUCCGUAUAUAUUCCUUUUCAUUGAUACAAACAUCCAAAAACCCAUGACAUAAAUCACCACAAUAACACAUCAUUUUCUGUACAUGUGUACUGUAAUCUGUUGUUUACAAUCAACAUUUGUUGCCUGUGUGUUGUGGUUUUUCAACAGGUGUCCAAAACAGUUUUGUACACCUGUCAGUUGCAACACUGGAGUCAAAAUUAUCUUUAUAUUACUGUUUGAUGUAGACAAAUUAGUGAUGAUGAGAAGUUGAAGCCUGCAUUUUUUUGCCUCAAAGUACGAUAGAAAAUGCAAUGCAACUAGUACAGCAACAAUUUAAAGGAUAUAUAAAUUACACAAAUCUAGGUGCAGGGUGAUAUGGCCUCAAGUUAAAUAGGCAGGUAUGCAGUAUAAGAAGAAGAUGAAUUCUACAUUAGUUCAGGGUGUUUAGAUCAAUAGUAACAUUUUUGGAUCCUUUAUGUGCUUUUAAGCAAACAAGGUUUUACCAAGGGUAGUAAGCAAUGUGAAAAACCGAGUAUGUUCUUUAGUUAAAAGCAAAAAACCAUACAGAAAUCUGAUUGAUAACUCAUAAUAACACAUCAUCCAUUCUUAGAACGUUUAAGCCAUCAGUACAAUGACUCAUGUGCCUCAGGAAAGUCACCACGGUCUUAUUAUAACACCUCAGUCAUUUUCACUGGGAUGAGUUACCAAAAGCUGGACAAAGAACACUUGAGCUAGUGACGGUUGACUUUUAUUGUUUGUGAUUGUUUUGUAAGGGCUCCAAUCCAGCACAUUGCAAGCUAGGCUGCUAUGUACUUACUUUGUUUGAAUGAUUACAAGGGACGGUUCACCCCAAAAUCCAUAUUUUUUUCCUCUUACCUGUAGUGCUAUCUAUCAAUCUAGAUUGUUUGAAUGUGAGUUGCAGAGUGUUGGAGAUAUCAGCCGUAG
Messenger RNA from Epinephelus moara (kelp grouper), 4203 nucleotides. It is a transcript of the gene prph2la, whose product is annotated as peripherin 2-like a. NCBI's taxonomy places the organism in Eukaryota, Metazoa, Chordata, Actinopteri, Perciformes, Serranidae. Gene Ontology annotation, cellular component: membrane. The coding region runs from base 1920 to 3020 and encodes 366 amino acids. The record is from RefSeq and is a predicted model, not a curated record. Gene Ontology annotation, biological process: visual perception. The transcript has 4 exons.